AUAUGAGCGGCAUUUCACCCCCAACGUCUCAUUAGCCCCAUCAUCAAGUCACAGAACCACAUCAGAUGAGGAAGAUGAAGUCCGUGACAAGGAAGUGCCGUCCAAACCCAGAGCCAACGGAGGACAUCGUUUUUUGUCAGAUCUGGCUGUUAGCAAGUUGACUCUGCGGGGUUGUAAACCAGAUGCCCCGAUUAAAGAUAGCCAUGAUUAUGAUCUGCCUACAGACACGGAUGAUUCCAGCAUGGCUUCGCCCGCAGAUAGCUGCAAAGAAAUGUGUGUUUCGGAUAUCCCUGUCUAUAAGAGCACCCUGCAGCAGGAGAUGGACAUGAUCCGCUCCUUGUUGGACGGGAAGAUUGAUCCCACACCUGAGGCUCGCUGCCACUUCCUCCAGCAGUACUGCAGGCUGAGGGCCAGAACUGAGGAGGCCAUACAGUGGCUGUUACGUACUCACAGGGACAUGAAAAGGAUAAAGAGUGAGUUUAAAAGCUUGACCAUGGAGAAGGAGUAUGCCUUGAAGGAAGCCAGGGCACUUAGUGAUCCCGCAUACUAUCACAAGUUUAACCUGGGACUGGAAAGCCGAUACAGAAGUAUUGAAUCCCUGUAUCACAAAGUCUGCCAAGAAAACCACUCCCUGCAGCGUGAACUAUCCAUCCUGGCAGAAAAAUCUGCGUCUGCCAAGUAUGCGGAUGGUGUCCAUAAAUCGCUGAAAUCUCAUCUGAAGAUGGCCUUGGACUUGACUGUCCCGUCAGAAGCGGACGCCUCAAACAAGAAGCAAAGUUCACAUAUGAAAAAGGAAGCCAGCAUUACAGUGGAUUAA
Molecule: messenger RNA, 817 nt
Organism: Candidula unifasciata
Lineage: Eukaryota; Metazoa; Mollusca; Gastropoda; Stylommatophora; Geomitridae
Source: the annotation of a GenBank genome assembly